UGCCAUCAUACAUACCAAAUCAAAUAAAUUUGGAGACAACGAAGUUUAGGAUUUGUUUCUAAAACGUGUUAGGCCUUUUUAAUCCCCAAAAUAAACCCUAACUUUUGGUGGAAUUUAACAUAAUUAAUUGCAACACCCCCAGUUUUUAGGGAUCAUACUUCCACCCAGUUUCUUAAUUAUGGACUAUGUUGGUGGGAUUACGCUGUAAUCUCAAAUCUGUAUUCACAUUUAAAGGUUCAUCCAUAUUCUCUCUUUCUCUCACAACCCUUUUAAUGACAUUGGAAUUUCUCUGAUUGUUCUCGUUUCAAAUUUCUUAAUUUAUUUCAGAAUCAGAUUAUUAAAAGGUACACUUUGAGCUGUGAACCCUUCUCUCUCUCUAGUCCUUGGAUGAUAGUCUGUCACAAAAUACAUCUUUUCUCAUCGAACCCAUUAACUUACAGGGUUGGACAUGUCUCAGAACUUCCAAGACUACACAGCUGAAUGCCGAACUAAUGAAGAUGCAACAACAAAGCAAAAAUUUAACUCUGGCUUAGCUCCAACCAUAGAAUCAGAAAGUAAGGAAGGCUCUUUUGACUGCAAUAUAUGCUUCGACUUGGCUCAUGAUCCUGUCGUCACACUAUGUGGUCAUCUAUACUGUUGGGCAUGUAUUUAUAAGUGGCUCCACGUUAAAAGCUCCUACUUCCAACCCGAAGCACCAGAAAAAAGUUGCCCUGUCUGUAAGGCAAACAUCUCCCAAACUUCAUUGAUUCCCCUUUACUGCCAUAGCCCUUCCCACAGUUCAGAUGAGCUCAGGACGUCUAACUGUGAAGUCAUCCCGCCAAGACCAACUGCUGCACCAAACCCACUUUCUAAUCAACAACAUACAUCCAAUCUCUUCGAGUCACAUUAUCCGGAAUUUCGUUAUGGUACUCUAAUAACGUCAAAUCUCGUGAGUCCUACUAUGGCGGGAAUAAUCAACCCUACAAUCGAGUUACUUGGGGAGUUGGUCUACACAAGGAUGUUCGGGAACACUGGUUCCAGUUCGUUGUCCUUCCCUCUUUGGAAUUCUUACACUUCGGUUAGGUUUAACGAUCCUCGCAUGCGAAGGCAAGAACUACAGUCAGAGAAGUCACUCAGCAGAGUGUCGAUGUUCCUUUUCGUUUGUGUACUCUUAUGCUUGCUAUUUUUCUGAAAUUAUUAGUAAUUCUCGUAUUGUAAAGAUUGUAAACUAGUACCACUCUGCUAUUUUACACCCUUGGUACUGUCUUGUAUGUGUUGCUGAUCUUCCUUUACUUGGCAAAUGAAGCUUGUGACUGCACAACUUGGUGCUUUCUUGUAAAUUAUUCCCUUUGCUUCUUAUUGAGGGAAACCUUGCAGACUACUUAGUGGAUGUGGGACCAUCAUAAAAAUUGUACUUCCUUCGUUCUCUACUAAAGUUCAAUUAAGAAAAAUUGAAUUUUUUAGUUA
Messenger RNA from Amaranthus tricolor (Joseph's coat), 1446 nucleotides. Its product is annotated as E3 ubiquitin-protein ligase RMA3-like. The transcript is spliced from 2 exons. Bases 449 to 1171 code for a protein of 240 amino acids. Gene Ontology annotation, cellular component: endoplasmic reticulum. Gene Ontology annotation, molecular function: ubiquitin protein ligase activity; ubiquitin-like protein conjugating enzyme binding; metal ion binding. NCBI's taxonomy places the organism in Eukaryota, Viridiplantae, Streptophyta, Magnoliopsida, Caryophyllales, Amaranthaceae. The record is from RefSeq and is a predicted model, not a curated record. Gene Ontology annotation, biological process: ubiquitin-dependent protein catabolic process.